UAUCACGUCGGCUGUGCACCGUCGAACACCGUUGACAGAUAUACGCACGCUUUUCAACUGGCGCGCGUACCUAGCCGCACUGUAUAAAAAAAAACGCGCGCGCGAAUUUUUUUUUCGCCGAUGUUCCCUGUGACCCGCGGCAACGACCACGUUUCGGUCGCGAGUGUUAUCAUCAGGUUGGCGGGGGUGGUUCGGGGUCCGUUGACCACGGUCGCUGAGUGAGUGUGGUUGAAGAGUUUUUUUUUUUUUUGAUGGUUCGUUUGGUUCGCGAACUUCCGGCGAUAAGGACCAGGAAGUGCGAAAGGAUAAGUGUGUUGAAUUUUCGACGUUGUCUAGGAUGCUUCUGAGUGAUGCUCACCGCGGCAUUACUCGCCUCUGAUCUACUGGAUGCACCCUAAUGUGUAAGAAAUCAAUAAUACUGCUUGGACUAAAGUCUCUGAUAACACUGAUAACGGUAACCAAUAUAAUAGCCGCGUCACCUUUUUGUCCUCGUGGUGAAAUUAGGUCGGCCAUUAUGACCCUGUACCCAUCCAAUCGUCCGCUGAGAAUCGAGAACAGAAAAGUGAUCGCCAGGAGGCCCCACAAUGAAAUGAAUUCUUUGCUAUUCAUCAAAUAUGAGUCACUCAAUCUCCUUCUGUAUGAUCCCAGAGCCAUGCAUUUCAUUUGUUUCAACCCUAAACGAACGAAAUUAAUGCCUAAGAGAAAUCCCCUGAAGAGCAAAAUAGACCAGUGCUUGUUCCGCGAAGAGGCUUCUCGAGAGAUGCCUCAGACCCUCCGUAGCUACGUCAACUACCACAGAGACAGAAGGGUCAUGAUCACCAUAGGCCAAAACGGCCUCUUUUUGGACAGGGAGGGCCGGAACUGCACCAAGAAGCCCAACAACCACCACCAUCUCCACAAAACCAAGAGGAACUGCAGAGGUGACAGCGGCUUCUUGAUAUCCAGCUGCAAGGACGGCAAAUGGAUCUUCUGCGACGUGGUGAAGGAGGUGAGAAAGAGCAGGGGGGUCAUACACGAACUGAAGACGAAGUAUUGCGAAAACACCUGAGACUGACAACUUGGCAAUAACGCUUAUCUGCUUGGUAGGUGAAUGAAAGUAGCAGCGUGAGAGAAUAAUUGCUGUAUACGUGUGUUGAGCUGACUAUUUUAUAUAUUUUUAUGUGUACAUGAACAGCCACGAGAUGCCGGCGUUAUUGGAAAGCUAUAAAGCAUGAGAGAAUUUUAAUUUUUAAUGUACAAAAUUAUAGAUAGUGAAAUUGUAGGACGUAUGGUGACGAUACGCGUUUGGUUGAGUAAUCGUCAAUUAUUACAGUCUCUACGCUACAUUCCUUCACAAUUUAUUUCCAGUUGACCCUUCCCCAGUAAUCAUUUUAUCUGAAAUAACAUUUUUCACAAUGGAAAAUAAUAACUUGACAAUAAAUUGGAAAAAAAAAUCGAUUGAUAUAAUGGAAUUAUGACAUAAAUCUUAAAAAUUGUCUAAUUUUUUUUGGGUUACUGAAAUACAUCACAUUCUACAGGGUGUAAGUGAUUAGUAAUUGCUUUUGAAAAGUAACGGUUUUUGAGAAAAAAAAAUUAUCAAAAGGUACCUUCUCGCAACUUAUCAUUUUCACCCUGAGUAAUAGAAACCCUGAACAUUCCCUUAUAAUUUUCAAUUCCCAUAUUCUUCUUCCUUACAAAUAUACUCACAUCACAAAACUAUAGGGUUACAUCUUUGAAACUCUUUAUUAAAGAAAAAAAAAAUUUAGUCCAUGUCCAUAAUAUCAGAACUUAAUUUUUAUGUGUUGUUCACAAAGAGAUAAGCAAUAUGCAGCUUGCAUUCUACCAUAUACGUAGAAAUAUUUAAAUGUGUUCAUUUUAUUCUAACGAUUUUUGAUCAUUACUCAACCCAAAAGCAACAAUAACUUUUUCUUGGUUGUAAAUUAAAUAAUUUAUUUUUUGUAUUCGAUUACGCGUUGUAAUUUUAGCUUUUGUAUAAUUUUUCCUUUUGUAUAUUAACAAAGUCAUUAAUAAUGAUAGUUGUACAGUUUUUGUUUACCCCCAUGGGGUAUUAUUUAAUAGUUUUUAAUUAUUGAUGUGUAUAUACUUUGUAUUUAUUUUCGGUGUUUGCUUGAUAUUACGUUGAAUUUUCAUCAACUCCUCUCACAUUUCAUUCAGUUCACAAUCCAUUCAUCUCAUGCUGAAACCAGUCUAGGAUUUUUUCGUGAAAUUUCUUUAUUGUUUGGUUUAUCAUCAUUUCGAGUGAUCUGAAAUUAUUCGAUGAAAAAUUCGAAUUUAAUUAUCAGGAUGAAAUCGAAUUUUCAUUUUCCAUUCGCGUGAUAUUCAACGUAGUAUCAAACGAAUUCAGUACCUUCAGCAGUAUUUAUAACUUGAUUCCAUAAUUUUCGAUCAAUUGAGAUAAAAAUCUGUGCCUAUAUUGUGUGCUACGAUUAUCCAUUUUUUUUCCAAAUAAAUCAGUGUUAAAGCAGUCAAAAAUUUUAUUGGAAUUAUAACAGCCCAACUCAGAACUUAUAUAUUACUGGACUACAUAACUACAAGCUUCUAAAAGCAUAGGGUUACCAUAGAAUAUUCCAUAAACUGGAUGAAUUUUGUUUAUGAAUCCAAAGGGAAAGAAUUGUUGUCAAUUCCGUGAUAAAAGAGUAUUUUUCUAGAGGAAGCUUUCGGCCAUGUCUAUUUUGGUGGUCCAGUUUUGAUGGAGAAAUGAAGCUAAUUUUCUAAUAAAACGAAAACGAAAAAAAUCACCCUUAAAUUUUCAUAUUCAUACGGAAUUUAUUCGACUUUUUGGCAGAAUUUGUGAUUUAACCCAUUUUUCUUUGUGUGUUCAGUAAUUUCAGUAAAACAGGAUAUUGUCAGAUGUUUAAAGAUGUGUGCUUCAUGCUAAAUGGAUUAAAAAGUAGCCUAUAUUAAGAGAUCUGUGCCAUUUGUAGCUAAUGUACUUAUUAUGAUAUAUACAUUCCAUAACUCAUGAUUUGCAAUAAAUAUUCUACCGAA
Molecule: messenger RNA, 2988 nt
Organism: Coccinella septempunctata (seven-spotted ladybird)
Lineage: Eukaryota; Metazoa; Arthropoda; Insecta; Coleoptera; Coccinellidae
Gene: FGF-8
Exons: 5
Coding region: 398-1048 (216 amino acids)
Source: RefSeq, a predicted model, not a curated record